Ostrea edulis (European flat oyster) is the source of this 1213-nucleotide messenger RNA. Its product is annotated as UPF0669 protein v1g209471-like. The transcript has a single exon. Lineage: Eukaryota; Metazoa; Mollusca; Bivalvia; Ostreida; Ostreidae. The record is from RefSeq and is a predicted model, not a curated record. Bases 231 to 785 code for a protein of 184 amino acids.
AUAUAGAAUGGACGACCAACUUAAAGUAGUUUCACUUUUAGGAAGACAUCGUAAUCUGAUUUCAGAGUGUCAAAGACCUUGUUUUAUGCUUAUGCUCGUAGUGUAGGAAACUGAUACUUCACUUAUUUGUUUCCUUGUAAAAAUAUUCCAUGCCAGACUUUACUGAAGUAGAGCAUUUGGAUUACAUCGAUCAUUGACAAGGCUGCCUGGUUUUCAUUAGAAUCACGAGAAUGGUGUCUGCCGUGAGCUUCUUCAGUAUUUUUUUAUACUUCAUACUAUUGUCAGUUGUUUGCUUAGGUGAGGAAUUACUACAGACUGUGACAGAUGAAGUGUUUGGUAGAAAUUACACAUACUACCAAAUCAGAAGCCGAGGGCGUCUUCGACUGGAACUUGUGUCGCAUGUUGGAGAUGCUGACAUUUACAUCUCGGAAAGUGACCCACAUCCUUCAGAAGAAAACUAUGACGGAAAAUCCUUUACAUGCGGUGUUGAUUCUGUUGAAGUGUCUUCCACCAUGAAACGACCUAUCUCAGUCAGUGUGUUUGGGCAUCCUUUUUAUAGUGUGUCGAAGUACAGCUUGUCAGUAUUUGAACUCCCCAAGGGAGAAGUGGACUAUGCAACAUUAGAUGCCUUAUACAAUUCCAACGCAGACGAGGCAUCAGAGGAAAAUCAUGACCCACGGGUAUCUCAUGAUGACCAGAUACCUAAAGAUAGUCCUGAUGAGGAGUCUACAUUGUUGACCAUUGCCGUAACAAUUUUGAAAAUACUGUUUGACAUUCUCUUAUGAAUUGGUAAAACAAGAAUGCUUGAAUAUGGACAAAUAGUCUUUGUGUGUGUCAGUGUGUGUAUGUGUUUUAUUGCCUCUACUUGAGUUAAAGUUAAAAUAAAACUGUACAUAUUAAAAUUCUCUUGGUAAAAUAGUCAUUAUUAUAUAAUAGUGUAAUUUUGUUGUAGACCGACAUGUAAGAUUCCUACUCUGUAUGAUGCACUUAUUGUGUCACCAGAAUGAUCACUUGAUAGUAAGUAAUCUGGAAUACCCUCAAUACAAUAUUUACUCUAGCGAUUUUCAUUUGUAACUUUUACACAUUACAGUACUGUAAUGAAUUACAUGUUAAUACAGCAACUUGAAGUCUUAUGAUUUUUAUCUUCAAUUAGAAAUCAUGAUAGUAUUAAUUAAAAAUGUACCACCACUACAAAAUAAAGAAGAGAAAAUUA